AUGGCUGUGGCCGUUCUGGCCGAUAAGAUCUUUCUAUGUAGGCUGGUCGUUCCUCGUCCUCUUCUCCUACAAACGGCGCAGGUGAUCCAGAGCCGAAUCGGUGGACUUGUUGGUCGGGCUGUUCGUCACAUCCCCUAUUAUCGACGAUCACCGACACAAAUGGACAACCUUGAUCUUUUUCAGAGCAUCCAUCAAGACAUGCGCAGUUCAGGCAGCAUCAUGCUCUGUCUUCCCGAGCACAUGUUGUCAUUCAAGCUGAGCGGGAUCCAGCGACUGGCAGACGGAGGGCUCAAGUUGGCCAAGAGGAUGAUUGAAAUUCAGAAAUGGCUAGAAAAUUUGUGUCGCGACGUUCUCGAUGAAUCGGACUAUACGCUCUCGGCAAAGAUGCAGCUGAUAUACCCCAGUGGCACCCCAAUGACGAUCGACGGCCAUCCUCAGCGUUGGCAAUUAGUCGAGGAGCUCUUGUUACUUAUUGAAGAUCACGUUCCAUACCUUCAAUCGAGAUUCGGGGGCUAUCCGAUCAUCCAUUUCUUGCGCGCCGAAGUCGAGGAUAGGCUCAACGCACUUCUUGUCAACGACGUUCGCGAAGGCCGUCUUCCUCAGCUCCAGUUAAAGAACACAAGCAACGUCAAUGCGCUGAGGGACGUUGGCUUGAUCGUAUCGGGCGUCGAUGUCGACCUGCCUACCUGGGAACAAGCUGCUGAAUCCCUAACAGACGACGUCUUUGGCUUGAAGAACCUUUACCUGCUUCGGGGUCUCAUUUCCCAACGUUUGUUGCUGUAUAGUCUGCAUCCCCAACGAGCCCCUAUUGCAGUCCCUUUUGAAGCAAAAGGCAUUCCCUCGCCAACUGCGGAGUAUGGCUAUCCGGAUACAGCCUUAUACAAGCAAUUGGUUCACGGGUAUAAGCUACCGGCCCGCCUCAAACACUGGAACUUGCUCCACACCGACGAUGAGGCCCAGAUCGAGGAACUAUGGACAUACUUGAGGCUCGACAGAGGCGUACUAAACUACUUCAUAGACAACUUUGCAUUCCUAGUAUAUGCAAAACAGUUUAGGACCAAGCUUCAGACUUUAGGCUGGGACAUCCCCCUUUUGUCAAAUAACGCCUCCUCAAGGAAUCUCACCAUGGGCUUCAGCAGGACUAAUGAUAACAAGACCAUGCUCCCUCAGUCAAUUAAGCAGGACGACUUACCCAGCCUCGUACAGACAAAUGCAGAAGUUCUCGGUUACCUCUUAGAGCCGCGGAACCAGAAGUGCAUUCAAGCCGUCAACAGAAAUGGUCGGCACCUGACCGAGAAGGGACUGCUGGAACUUCUUGGCAACAAACAGAUACGCAUUCUCAUCGAUGCGGGAGCUUACAUCUUGGAGAUGGAGAAUCUAGAUCUUGCAGCCGCCUGGCUUGACAUCUAUUCCGAGGCUCAAGAUGCCGUCUACUUUGACCGUAAUAACAGAAUCAUGGUCCGCGCCCGUUUUCAGAAGGCCCCUGUGCCUCUUCUUGCAAGUCUAUUUGCCGAGAAUCUCGAGGAAUGCGUUGUAUACAUCGAUGAAGCACACACGCGUGGUACGGAUCUAAAGCUACCUGUUAACGCCAGAGGGGCCGUGACGCUUGGCCUUGGCCAGACAAAAGACCAGACACUUGGCUCGAUGCAGUCCAUAGCACUCGUUAUGCCUCUUGAGGUGUACCAGAACGUUCUCGAUCUCCGACCUAGCGAGGACCGCACGCAAUCACAGGUGGUAUCUGCGGACGCAAAUGAGAAUAUGAUGUCUCUCCAUACGGUACAGGGGUUUGACUUCUAUCGGCGCACUAAUGCAUUGUGGAAGUACUCGGACUUUUCCACUAAUAUAGAAGACAGGCUACAGCUUCUCAAUGCCAUCCAACGGCGAGAAGACCAGACUCUUGAGCAGCUUUAUGGUCCCAGACAGUCCAGACUGACCUCGGGAGCCACGGCCCAGCUCGAAUUUGAAUGCUUGAAGGCGUUUGCCACCAAUUUGAGCCAGCAGAACGUUGACCCAUCGGGACACGACUCGUCAGCAUUCCAAGAGGUUGAGCAGGAGCGAGAGGUCGAGUUUGAGAUCGAGCAGCUUCGUGAGAAGCAAAAGCCCGUGAACUACCUCGCGCUCACUUUCCCUGGGCUCGAUCCCACCAUCUUACGUUUCGCCCAGACCGGAGAGCUUCAAGAAGGCGGCAAUUUCACCCAGGGGUUUGACUUCCUAAGUAGGACGAAGAUAGGACGGAAAUUCAGCAUAAAGAAGACUCCCUCUAGGUUCUUUACCUCGAGGCAGUUCUCCAGAAGUAUCGGAAGUGGUCGUUCUAAUAAAACCUACGAUUUUGUGCGGCCCGUUGAAUGGGUUCUCUGGAGCGCGGAGACGGAGACAGCCCUCAUCGUUAUUCCUGAAGAGGCCGAGCUUCUUAUUGCGAUGUUUCGCGACACGAGCAAGAUAUGUGUGUUGCUGCUGACUUAUUCUGCACCAUACUUUACAAUACCACUCUUAAUUGAGAUUGGGGUUCUUGUGCUUGCAGUUGAUUAG
Ilyonectria robusta is the source of this 2529-nucleotide messenger RNA. RefSeq lists its product as uncharacterized. The transcript is spliced from 10 exons. The record is from RefSeq and is a predicted model, not a curated record. Lineage: Eukaryota; Fungi; Ascomycota; Sordariomycetes; Hypocreales; Nectriaceae. Bases 1 to 2529 code for a protein of 842 amino acids.